AUAAUUGUUAACGAAAGAAAAGUUAAGAAGUAACAAACGUUUUGUAAAUUCACUAAUUUCGGAUUAGUGUAAUAAACAAUACUUAAAAGAGAAUGUCAUAACUUUAUUAACAAAAUUGAAUAUUCUAUAACGCCAAUUAUAAAGUUCACCUCUAUUCAGUCGAACCCAAUAAGAAUACAAAACUUUCAUCAUGUUUAACCAAAGUUUCGGAGGUUCUAUAAUCGGACAAAACACUACUACUACCAAUACUUCGAAUCCUAUGAAAGAUUUUGAAGUUACUCAACCACCAGAUGAUUCCAUAAGUUCCCUGGCAUUCUCUCCUUCAACAUUACAACAAAAUUUUUUAAUCGCUGGUAGUUGGGAUAACAGUGUAAGAUGUUGGGAAAUAGAACAAACAGGAAAAAGUGUACCAAAGUCUAUGCAAUCUGGUACAGCACCAGUUCUAGAUGUUUGUUGGAUAGACGAUGGGAGUAAAGUAUUCAUUGCUUCUUGUGAUAAAACUGUCAAGGUGUGGGAUUUAGCUAGUAACCAGACAAUGCAGGUUGCACAACACGAUGCUCCUAUAAAAACAUGCCAUUGGGUUAAAGCCCCCAACUAUACAUGUCUGAUGACAGGCUCCUGGGAUAAAACUUUGAAAUUCUGGGACACCCGUACGCCUACCCCUAUUAUGAAUAUAGCAUUGCCUGAACGUUGUUAUUGCGCUGAUGUUGACUACCCAAUGGCUGUAGUAGGAACUGCCAAUAGACAUUUAAUCAUUUAUCAAUUAGAAGGAAAACCUUCGGAGUAUAAAAGGGUGGAUAGUCCUUUAAAAUAUCAGCAUAGAUGUUUAGCUAUAUUCAAAGAUAAGAAGAAGGCUCCUACUGGAUAUGCCCUAGGAUCAGUUGAAGGGAGAGUAGCGAUUCAAUAUGUCAGUCCCACAAACCCUAAAGACAAUUUUACCUUUAAGUGUCACCGAUCGAAUGGUACACCCAACGGCUACCAAGAUAUCUAUGCUGUAAACGAUAUUGCAUUUCAUCCUAUACAUGGAACUUUGGUUACUGUAGGUUCAGAUGGAACCUUCAGCUAUUGGGAUAAGGACGCCAGGACAAAAUUAAAGUCUUCAGAAGGUGCUAUGCAACAACCUAUUGUGCGCUGUGCUUUCAAUCAUAACGGUCAGAUAUUCGCUUACGCUGUAAGUUAUGACUGGAGCAGAGGCCAUGAAUUUCAUAACCCUUCUUUCAAGAGUCAAAUAUUUUUAAGGCCUUGUUACGAAGAGCUCAAACCAAGAGGGGCCCAGUAAUUUUACAUUUUUUGUAUCUACUGUAUAUCUUAUAAGUAUAUUGUUCAAUUAAAAUAAUUUACAAAUCUU
Messenger RNA from Harmonia axyridis, 1348 nucleotides. It is a transcript of the gene Rae1, whose product is annotated as protein Rae1. The record is from RefSeq and is a predicted model, not a curated record. Gene Ontology annotation, cellular component: nuclear pore. Lineage: Eukaryota; Metazoa; Arthropoda; Insecta; Coleoptera; Coccinellidae. Bases 191 to 1279 code for a protein of 362 amino acids. Gene Ontology annotation, biological process: transcription-dependent tethering of RNA polymerase II gene DNA at nuclear periphery; RNA export from nucleus. The transcript has 3 exons. Gene Ontology annotation, molecular function: ubiquitin binding; RNA binding.